Molecule: messenger RNA, 435 nt
Organism: Pleuronectes platessa (European plaice)
Lineage: Eukaryota; Metazoa; Chordata; Actinopteri; Pleuronectiformes; Pleuronectidae
Gene: nppcl2
Product: natriuretic peptide C-like 2
Exons: 2
Coding region: 4-435 (143 amino acids)
Biological process (GO): receptor guanylyl cyclase signaling pathway; cGMP biosynthetic process
Cellular component (GO): extracellular region
Molecular function (GO): hormone activity; hormone receptor binding
Source: RefSeq, a predicted model, not a curated record
GAGAUGGCUUCUUCGUCCUUCUCAUCUUUUCUUCCUCUCCUACUCCUCUUCCUCACCGUAACCGUGGAGUCGAGACCUUCACCUCAACAAGACAACAAACAGGUGUUACAUUCUCUCUUCGGCUCUCAUCUCUCUUCUCUGAUCUUGGCACCGCCCACCUCUGAUGAUGUCACUGAGGGCUCUGCUGGACAUCCUGCUGCUUCCUCCUCCUCCUCCUCCUCCUCCUCUUCCUCACCUCCCUCUGGAUUGGUUCUUGCUGGCGGUGCUGUGAGGGGAUUGGUGGACAAACGGGAAGCGGUUCCUCGGUUCUUCCUCGAUUUCCUGCAGCGACAGGCCAAAAUGAGGAGGCGGAGCCGAAAGUCGAUGGUGGGAGGAAGAGGAUGCUUCGGGAUGAAGAUGGACCGCAUCGGCUCCGUCAGUGGACUCGGCUGUUAG